CCCACCAGCAACGUGCUCCCGCGCCCUGCUGCCCGCGCGAGGCACCACGGGACUCGUAGUUCCGGCGCGCGGGAUGUGACGUCUACGUCGGGGUAGCAGCACGUGAGCGCGUCCCGGAAGUGACACAACAAGACGCGAGGGUGGCGGUCCGGCUUUUCCCCAACCAGUCGCGGCGGCCUAGUUGGGUUUAUGAAGUUUUACCACCAGUUCAAGUAAUCAGAAAUGGAAAAUUCUACAAAAUCAGAGGAAUGUGAAAAGUUGUCUUUUGAAGAGGUGAAAGCAUCAGUAGAUUGUGAAACAAAGUCUUCACUCAAUAUUAAUGAAACGUCAACAGCUUCUGGGACUGGGCUUUCAGAAAAGACUCCUGUCUGUGAGCAAGUGGACAUAGCAAGAAAGAAGAAAAAGUUUGAGGAUAGUCAUGUAGAGGAAAGUUCCAGUUGUGGAGAAGAUCCUCCGUCUAAGAAAAGAAAUCUUGGUAUUGAAAUUGUCCCAGAGGAAAAAGGUUCAGGUGAUGCUGAUAGCUUUUCAAAGAAAAGAAAAAUGGAAACUGAUGGUGUUCCUUCUAUUGGAGAUAGCACUCAGAAAAAGAGAAAACUAGAACUUGAUGAUGUUCCUGAAAAGCAGAAAAAACUGGAAGAAGGACAUAGUUCUGCAGUGGCUGCCCACUACAAUGAACUUCAGGAAGUUGGUUUGGAGAAGCGUAGUCAAAGUCGUAUUUUUUACCUAAGAAACUUCAAUAAUUGGAUUAAAAGUGUGCUUAUUGGGGAAUUUUUAGAAAAGGUACGACAGAAAAAAACCCGUGAUAUCACUGUUUUGGACCUGGGAUGUGGUAAAGGUGGAGAUUUGCUGAAGUGGAGAAAAGGAAGAAUUAGCAAGCUAGUUUGUACUGAUAUCGCCGACAUUUCUGUCAAGCAGUGUCAGCAGCGGUAUGAGGACAUGAAAAAUCGUCGUGAUAAUGAGUAUCUUUUUCAUGCAGAAUUUAUAACUGCUGACUCUUCAAAGGAACUUUUAGUUGAUAAAUUUUGUGACCCAGAAAUGUGUUUUGACAUCUGCAGUUGUCAGUUUGUCUGUCAUUACUCCUUUGAGUCUGCUGAGCAGGCUGACAUGAUGCUCAGAAAUGCUUGUGAGAGACUCAGCCCUGGAGGCUACUUUAUCGGUACCACUCCCAAUAGUUUUGAACUGAUAAGACGUCUUGAAGCUUCAGAAACAGAAUCAUUUGGAAACGAAAUAUAUACUGUGAAAUUUCAUAAGAAAGGAGAUUACCCUUUAUUCGGCUGCAAAUAUGACUUCAACUUGGAAGGUGUUGUGGAUGUCCCUGAAUUCUUGGUCUAUUUUCCAUUGCUAACUCAAAUGGUGAAGAAGUAUAAUAUGAAACUAAUCUACAGAAAAACAUUUAUGGAAUUCUUUGAAGAAAAGAUUAAGAACAAUGAAAAUAAAAUGUUGUUAAAACGAAUGCAGGCCCUAGAGCCGUACCCUGCAAACGAGAACUCUAAACUUACCUCUGAGAAGGCAGGUGACUACGAACAUGCAGCAGCAUACAUGAAGAACAGUCAAGUGAGGUUACCACUAGGAACUCUAAGUAAAUCAGAAUGGGAAGCUACAAGUAUUUAUUUGGUCUUUGCCUUUGAGAAGCAGCAGUAAGUUCACAGGCACCGGGGAAGCUCUGUCCCGUGCAGAUUUGAAUGUCCAUCUCAGACAGACUCAAUAGCACUCUCUGUGUGCAUUAUAAUCAUAAAUUUUAAAUGUGCAGGCUGCUGCUGGAAACUCCAGUGUAUCUUAACAUUUGCUGUCUGUGACAGAUCAACUUUGCGUGUGUAUAUAAAGAUGGUUGGAACUUUCAACUUUAAAAUUUAUUUUUAAGUAAUGUCCUAAGAAUUCGUUUGCCUCUACUGUGUCUGCUGAUAAAAGUUACCAUAUGACAUACAAAAGCGGCUGAAUUCUACACAGUGCUCUGGUUUGUCGAAUGUGUGUUUACAGUGGUCCACUUCCUGUAGCUGUCACUGUGGUGAUAGAGCACACUGGCUUGCUCAUGUGUGGGCUCAUCUCCACAGUUUUGUCACAUAGUAAUUUUAAGACUAAAUGGGUCAUGUUGUGUACAUUUGAAUGUAAAUGUUCAGUAUGUAUUAUUAUAGUUGUAUGUUUAAACCUUGAUAUUAGAUUGUCAUAAAAUUACUUAGCUAGAAUUUUUUCUGUUGUAUUUCUAGAUAGCUAUUUGCUAAUAUGCUGCAGUUCUGGAACUGUUUAGAACAUUGAGGUGGCAACUUAGAGUUAUUUUGGGAUUUUUCUGACUUUCUGUUAAAAACCUUUGGCCAUAGCAAUCAUUGCACCCAACCAUUAGGAUUGUUACUAGGCACACUAUGCCUGUCCUCUUCAUUGAAUAGGGAUGACGUGGUGUAGCUUUUCUUCAGAUUUAAUGACACUCCCCCUCCCAUAAACUUGCUAGAUUUUUUCAAAUUUCUAUAGGUAACUGCAUUAGAAAUAUGGGCUUUGGAUUUCUCCUGGCUGAUGUUAAUCCAGGUUACUGAUGCUGAAUACCCACUGUAGUCCAGAAAUAAGUGCUUCCUGUUUCUCAGUUAUAUCAGUGCUUUUACACAGUAGGAGCCAUUGUCUGAUCACCAUUUUGGAUUUUUAUUUGCCAUUUCAGAAUCAUUAGCAGAUUGGCAUUUGUAAACACCUGUAUUUCAAGCUACUCAGGAGGCUGAGGCAGGAAAAUCAGAUCAGGCUGGGCAACUUAGUGUUCCAAAAUAAAAACAGAAGGGGCUGGAGUUGUAGUUCAAUGGUGGAAUGUGUGCAUAGUGUGAGGCCCUAGGUUCAAUCCCAACUACUUUAAAAAAAAAGUCAGUUAUAUAACUGACAAAUUUUUUUCAGAACUGAUUACAUGAACUGUUGUCCUUACAUUAUGUCAGGAUUUAGGAAACUUUCUGGUGUUUAAUACUAAGAAACUAAGAACAGAGCAAAGCAAAAUAACUAUAUUCUUUUUAAAAUCACUUAUUUAAAGCAUGGCUUACAAAAAUGUUCCUUUCUAUAAUUACCUAUAAUACUUGUUUUUAAAACAGUCUUGCUUUAUAUCUGUUGUUCAUAGUGUUAGAUUAGCAAAGUCAAGUAGCAGACUUGCAGGUGGCUGCCUGUGGCCAGGCAGGGCAGCUGGUAGUGCUGGGAGAGGAGCUCUUGCUGAGGUGCAGGCUUACCUCAUCGGGGCCGAUGUCAGUGCAUGUCUGGAGAGUUUGGCAGGUGUGCAGAACAUUUUCAUCCCGUCCUGUGCUGCCGUUAUUUGGCCUCAGUUAAUAGGCAAUACAUGUAAUUUUAGUCUUGUGUAGUCCUUUCCUCUGCAUGGGUCAUUUCAAGGAGAAAAGAAUCUCACCGGCUUAAAUAAUUGGUGGUAAAACAAAGCAGAGAAGAGAAAAGGUGGGGUUACUGAUGCUUUUGAUGUGGAAAAGGGAAAAGCUAGCUGGUAGCAGGAGGGCUCUGGGCACAGCCACGUGUUACAGAUGCUAGCACUAGUGCAUGCACCAACAGUGUUCCUGGAAUUGUUGGUCCCUUGCUUUAUCUGUUCUCCUUGCUGCCCCACUGCUCUGAGUUUGAAGUGAUGGGGAAGGUCAAAGUGGCAGGGUUGUCCUCCUGUACUCUGCAGGCUUUUCCUGUUUGGGUCUCAGUGGGGAGACAGUUGUCCACUGGUUCAAUAUCUGCCACCUGAUAUGCAGCUUAUCCUUUGUGGUGGAGUUAAAGAUGAAGAUCUGAGCAGCUGUUUAUAGAAUGGCACAGCCUCGUCUGGGAGCAAGGUUGCAUUGUGUGUGGCCAUAAGCACUGACUUUGAGUUCUUUGGCCCUGGGAUCUGCCUCAGGGAAAGGAAUAGUGGCCAGUGUUCAGGGUGAGACACUGGCAGUAGCAGUUGCCACACUGGUGGCACCCUCUGCUAGUGAGAGUGGGCAGGCCUACAAAUCACCCAAACCAUCUGCAUUUGGAGGAUGCACAAGCAAGUGGUCUAAUGUGACUCCCAGGGACACUUGACCUUGGACAGGAAAGGUGUUGAAGAUGACUCCCACUAAGGAGAGUGAGCCUGGGUAGACUGGAAGGUUGGUCAUGGGUACAGUGAUUCCUGACCCACCUCCCUGUCCCACACUUGGAAGUCAAAGAAACAGGAUUGCUAUCUGAUUUUACCUGUUCGUUCAGGAUCAGAGGAGAGGGUUACAAACUUUGAUGAGGUUGAGGCAGGGUACAGUGUGAUCAGCAGUCUUGUGGGCCACAAGAGCUUCAGAUCCCAGCCACAUUAGCUAUUUUGGGAAGGUGCCUGGACCCUGUCUUGAUUCAUUGUGUAAGUUGUUCUGCAUGCAUGUGGGCUGUCUCUGGUGAAGGUCUGGCUUGUUAGGCCUGCAGGUGGGGUGGAAAUGGCCAUUGUGGACAUUCUAGCUGCUGAGCAUUAUUUUCACUGCAUAAACCAGAUCUCUGUUGUCUACCUCAGACUCUGUAUAUUUGAGUUAGCUGGAACCAGUCAUUGGAAAGGUCCUUAAAUCUAAAGUAGAGGCCAAACCCAGGCACUUGGUUCCUGAUAGAAGUUGUACCAAAAUGCUUGUGUUUUGUGACUUGGCUGUGGGAAAUUUGGUUGAACCCCAAGUCCUCUCCCUAGAACUACUUGACUAUGUUCCUCAGGAACAAUAUUCCUUGCAUGAAGCCAGGUUAACAGCUCAUGUUUGUGAAGCUCCUAACUGUGUCAUUUGCUAGAUAUUUUACCUGUGACAGCUCAUUUCAAUCCCUUUAACAGCUCUGAGGUAAGUACCAUCAUUCCCAUUGCAAUGACAAGAAAGUGAGGGAGAGAGGAUGCUGACCAGGUAGCUUGCAACCUGGCUGCAUGUCACUGGUAAGUCUUCACCUGUUGUCUGAGCUGUUCUUUGGGGGGGCUCCAGUAUUUUGACUUAAAACGUUGGUGCAUUUUUCCAUGUUCCUUGACAGGAGUUUUGAUUCCUACAUGAAAGGCUUUGGAGGGAGGGUAGAGAGCUCUCCAGCACUUAAUGCACUGGCAGGAGGCAGAGAACCUUGAACUCUGCAAUAGGAAGAAGACCUGCUUCUCACAGCCAAGCCUAAAGAUUGCUCUUCUAGUGCUUUUCGCUUUUGCUGUGAAAUUUCACCAGGAGGCUUCCUUGGCCUCUGCUGAGGACCAAACAGACACAAAUGUAGCAUUUGUACAGUCACAUUAGUGAUUUUCACAAGUUGAUCACAUGCAUGCAGUUAUGUCUUCAACCCUAUCAGGCUCCCUUCUGGUGACAUCUUCCCUUGCUGUAACUAAUCACUGUCUGGUUCUUGGAGCAUUAUGUGAAUGGAAUUAAACAUGCAUUUGUUGUAUCUGGUUUCUUUGGCUCAACCAUAUGUUCAUGAGAUUUUUAUUGCAUUUGCACAUAGUUCAUUCUUAUGGUUGUGUAAUAUUCCAAUGUAAAAAUAAACUACAUGUUAUCUGAUAGAA
Cavia porcellus (domestic guinea pig) is the source of this 5455-nucleotide messenger RNA. RefSeq names its product RNA guanine-7 methyltransferase (gene Rnmt). NCBI's taxonomy places the organism in Eukaryota, Metazoa, Chordata, Mammalia, Rodentia, Caviidae. Gene Ontology annotation, cellular component: nucleus. Gene Ontology annotation, biological process: 7-methylguanosine mRNA capping. Bases 223 to 1641 code for a protein of 472 amino acids. The record is from RefSeq and is a predicted model, not a curated record. The transcript is spliced from 11 exons. Gene Ontology annotation, molecular function: mRNA 5'-cap (guanine-N7-)-methyltransferase activity.